Populus nigra (black poplar) is the source of this 1254-nucleotide messenger RNA. RefSeq lists its product as uncharacterized. NCBI's taxonomy places the organism in Eukaryota, Viridiplantae, Streptophyta, Magnoliopsida, Malpighiales, Salicaceae. The coding region runs from base 158 to 991 and encodes 277 amino acids. The record is from RefSeq and is a predicted model, not a curated record. The transcript has 6 exons.
UUAUUGUAAGCUCCCACGUUAGCAGAUUCUGUCUUUCUUCAAGUUCUUUAACAGUUCCUGCUUUCAAGCUCUGCUUGCCACUUGAACAAAAACCAGAACUCAAGGACACGCAUAAAGGAGCCCCAAGACAACAUUGAAUGUAGCUAAAAAGGUAGUGAUGGACGCAGCAAGAACAAAAUUAACAAGGGUUCUUUCAAGAACCUUCAUUAAUAAUGUUAAAGACAAGGCUCAGAGGGUAAUGGGAUCUGGGUCUUCUUUUGAGGGGCUGGCUAAGUAUUCAACAUCUGCAGCUGCAGUAGUGAAGGAUUAUGAGGAUUAUAGGAAGUCUUUGUAUGGUGAUAUUACACAUAAAGCUUUGCUUGUUGAUGCUGUUGGUACUCUUGUGGUUCCCUCACAGCCUAUGGCUCAGAUAUAUAGACAGAUGGGGGAGAAGUACGGAGUGGAGUACUCCGAGGAUGAGAUACUAAGAAGAUACAGAUGGGCUUAUGGGCAGCCUUGGGGCAGAUCUCGUCUCAGAUAUGUAAACGAUGGGAGGCCCUUCUGGCAGUAUAUAGUCAGUUCUUCCACCGGCUGCUCAGAUACUCAGUACUUUGAAGAGCUUUAUAACUACUAUACCACUGAAAAGGCCUGGCACCUCUGUGAUCCUGAUGCUGAGAAAGUGUUUGAGGCCAUUAAAAAGGCAGGUGUAAAAUUGGCUGUUGUGUCAAACUUUGACACCCGACUUAGACCUCUCCUGCGGGCUUUAAACUGUGACCACUGGUUUGAUGCUGUGGCAGUUUCAGCUGAAGUUGCAGCGGAGAAGCCAAAUCCAACAAUAUUUCUAAAAGCUUGUGAGUUGUUGGAAGUAAAACCAGAAGAUGCUGUGCAUGUAGGGGAUGAUCGUAGGAAUGAUAUAUGGGGUGCGAGAGAUGCAGGAUGCGAUGCUUGGCUUUGGGGAAGUGAUGUCCACUCCUUCAAGGAGGUCGCACAGAGGAUAGGCGUGCACGUUUGAGAGAGUUUUUCUUACAUGACAAUCUUUAAAAGGCUUCCCUUCUGUACAGGUUUACCUAAACUUUUAGGAAGAGGUUGUGCAUAGUGUUCUCAACUGUAGUCUGUAUUUAAGAAAAAGCUGCGGCUAUAAUAACUAGUGUAAGAUGAAAACAGAUAAAAAUGAAGGUACUGAGGGAUAGAACAGCUUUUUCUUUGUCAAAUACCUGAUAAUUUCUCUUGUAAAUCUCGCCUGUCUAGUCCAAUGUUUCUUUCUCAUGCAUACAA